UCACAGUCAUCUUAAAAUAACGUUAGAAUACGUUUUGUUGAAAAAAAGGGCGGGGGUUUGACCGUUUCAGAUUUUGCUGCUGAUGUAUUUAUUUUCAAAAAGUUUUCUUUAUGUUGUCCUAGCGCCGGUACAGCUGACCAGAUCUCCCUUGAAAAAGAGAUUGUAAUCUCAAUUGGACUUUUCUCGUUAAAUAAAUGAAUGCUCAGAAUUUGCAGUCAUCUCUGCUUUUAAGUUUUUAGAACAUGAGCAAUACGUCUUCUACACACCAGAGAGCGCUGCUAACAAACUCCCCCUUGAGCUUUCAGAUGCGGUACGGUCCUUGAUUAUGCGUGUUUAACUUUGUGAUUGUUUCACAUAAGCCGGAAAACAGAUUAAGGUGGCCAUCAAAUUAGUUUAUAUAUUUGGCUACAGUGCCCCUCUAAGCGCUCAAUAGAAACAUUGCCUGGGGAUAGAAAGGAUGCAGUUGGGAGAGUCGGUCUUGCCCAGCACAGCUCACGGUAUACCCAAGACUUUUUAUAAUCGAUCUCCGUCUGAAAGGAUCAAUAAUAGCCCGGGAUCCACGCAGCUAGAUUUCCUGGACGUAGAUAGGACUGACUCUGACCAAGGGAACGGGUCAAAAAAGUUUAUGAUCGGCGGCAGCAUGCUGAGCGACGGGGACAGCGAAAUUUUCUCUGGGACCAAAGCAGCUCCAGACGGGCGCAAACGUUCCCCCGUAGUGGGAGAGGAAGACCUAUCCAGCGGCGGUCGUUACAAUUUAGAUGGACUGAUUUCAGAAAGAUAUUUCCUGUCGUCCACCUCUCAGCAAAGCACAGACGUUGGUAAUCCAUGCUCCCUCUUUCCCUACACGGGACAGCCCGGGGCAUUAUACUCUGGUCCUAACGGUACCCGGUACCCCUCCUCUCUCCACUAUGGAUCUAUGCUGCCCCCGACCGGGUUUACCUCUGUCUGUGCCGGGAGGAAUCAGUUUAGUUCGGGGUAUCAAUUUACACAAGGCACGGGGUCUCUAUAUCCAUCAUACCCAGGAUCAGUCUCAGCUAUGGGCUCCAUUUCGAUCCCUGGGACAGAGACCGGGUUGCGGGCUCAAGUCUACCUCUGUAACCGGCCCCUGUGGCUGAAGUUUCACCGGCAUCAGACCGAAAUGAUUAUCACCAAACAGGGCAGACGUAUGUUCCCUUUCUUAAGUUUCAACAUGACCGGUCUGAACCUCACAGCUCACUACAACGUGUUUGUUGAAGUUGUCCUGGCUGAUCCAAAUCAUUGGCGGUUUCAAGGAGGGAAAUGGGUAACCUGCGGGAAAGCUGACAACAAUAUGCAAGGUAACAAAAUGUACGUGCACCCCGAGUCCCCCAACACUGGAGCACACUGGAUGAGGCAGGAGAUCUCGUUUGGUAAACUGAAGCUAACAAAUAACAAAGGCGCCAACAACAGUACCCAGAUGAUAGUCCUACAGUCUCUACACAAAUAUCAGCCACGCCUUCAUAUUGUUGAGGUUACUGAAGAUGGUGUGGAAGAUAUGAGCAGCGAGUCCAAGACGCAGAUGUUUACCUUUCCAGAAAACCAAUUCAUAGCAGUGACUGCUUACCAGAAUACAGAUAUCACGCAGCUGAAAAUUGAUCACAACCCCUUUGCAAAAGGUUUCAGGGACAAUUAUGAUUCAAUGUACACUGCUCCAGAAAGUGACAGACUUACCCCCUCCCCAACUGAUUCCCCUCGAUCCCACCAGAUUGUACCUGGUGCUCGCUAUGCAGUCCAACCUUUCUUCCAGGACCAACUGGUGAACAACCUGCCACCGAGCAGGUUCUACAAUGGUGAGCGAACAGUGCCCCAGACAAAUGGCAUCCAGUCCCCACAUACAGAAGAUCUUGGCACCCCUUCAACACAGAGGUGGUUUGUUACUCCGGUUCAACAGACUGGCUCAAAUAAACUGGAUCUUCCCUCUUACGAGAGUGACUACUCCCCCAGCACUCUGCUGCCCUACAGUAUCAAAUCCUUGCCCCUCCAGAGUUCCCAUUCCCUUGGCUAUUACCCAGACUCUGCCUUUGCUUCAAUGGCAGCAGGAUGGGGCACAAGAGGCACUUACCAGCGGAAAAUUACCACUGGGCUGCCCUGGUCCCCAAGACCGAGCUCUUCUGGCUUUCCGGAAGACCACCUGUCCAGCAAAGACAAGCCCAGGGAAGAGACCAACGCCACUUCCUGGAUAGACACCUCUCCUUCCAUUAAGUCUUUGGACUCUUCAGAUUUUGGAGUUUACUCCACUGUCUGUAAAAGGAGACGCAUCUCCCCUAGCUGUUCAAGCACUGACAACUCCCCUACCAUCAAAUGUGAGGACACUAGUUCCGAUGAAUAUGGCAAAGAGAACUCAAAAUCCAUGGGUUACUAUGCUUUCUACACGAGCCCUUGAAUGUUUAGUUUCCUUUUUGGGUUUUUUUAAAUAAUUUCUUUCAGAAUGCUUGAAUAGUCUUAAGUGUUUCCAUUAGUGUGCCAAAAUGUGUGUGUGUGAUUUAUAUUUAUAUAAAAAUAAAAUACACACACAUACACACACACAUUUUGCCUUCCACCUUUUUAUGUAUGCUAUUGUGUGUGAUUUCUUGCUGAAGGUGCCAAAGCUAUUUGAUUGCUUCAAGCAAGUUGUACUUGCAUAUGUGGUGUGUGUUUUAUUUUGGUUUUUUGUAACAAAACAGCAGUAUUUUUUAGUAAUUUCUUUAAUACAUGCAUGCCAACUUGG
Molecule: messenger RNA, 2725 nt
Organism: Acipenser ruthenus (sterlet)
Lineage: Eukaryota; Metazoa; Chordata; Actinopteri; Acipenseriformes; Acipenseridae
Product: eomesodermin-like
Exons: 7
Coding region: 458-2401 (647 amino acids)
Biological process (GO): regulation of transcription by RNA polymerase II; positive regulation of DNA-templated transcription; mesoderm formation
Cellular component (GO): nucleus
Molecular function (GO): DNA-binding transcription factor activity, RNA polymerase II-specific; RNA polymerase II cis-regulatory region sequence-specific DNA binding
Source: RefSeq, a predicted model, not a curated record